AUGGGAGAAGAAGUUGAAAUUAAAAAAGAUGGCGGAAAGGAAGAUCCUGAGAGCAAAGCAAAAGCCAUUCGAUAUCCACGCGCUGUUCCGUUCAUUUUGGGCAAUGAGUUCUGUGAACGUUUCAACUUCUACGGAAUGCGAACAAUUCUCGCUUUGUAUCUCGUACAAAAGUUGAAUUACUCGGAAGAUAGUGCGACAGUGAUUUUUCAUCUUUUUACGACAGUUUAUUACUUUUUGUGCAUCUUUGGAGCGAUCGUUUCCGACAGUUAUUGGGGAAAGUUUCGAACGAUCAUCACACUUUCUCUCGUCUACAUUGCGGGAAAUUUGACAGUUACAGCAGGAGCGGUUCCUCCAUGGAAUUUACCCGGAAGAACUUUUACCUUUUUGGGUUUGGCAUUGAUUUCUCUCGGCGGCGGCGGAAUAAAACCCUGCGUUGCGCCCUUCGGAGGCGAUCAAUUCAAACUGCCGGAACAAGCGAAGCAACUUGCAUGGUUUUUCUCCAUUUACUAUUUCGCGAUAAAUUUUGGAUCUUUUGUUUCGACGAUCGUUACUCCGAUUUUGCGAGAUGAUGUGCAAUGUUUCGGCGAUCAGGAUUGUUUCGCACUUGGAUUUCUCGUGCCAGCGUUACUGAUGACAGUUUCAUUUUUGGUAUUUUGGAGCGGAAAGUCACUUUAUGUGAUGAAACCGUUGGAAGGAAAUAUGAUGGCGAAAGUUUCGGGCGCUGUUUGGAAUGCAAUUAAAGCAAAAUGGAACUCGAAGGAGAAGAAAGAUCAUUGGUUGGAUCAUUCAGAAGCGAAAUACGGCAAACGAUUGAUCGACGAAACGAAAAUUUUGUUAAAUGUUUUGGUUUUGUUCGUUCCUUUGCCGUUUUUUUGGGCUCUUUUUGAUCAACAAGGAUCUCGUUGGACUUUCCAAGCCACACGAAUGGAAGGAGAUAUCGGAUUUUAUUACGUCAAACCGGAUCAAGCGCAACUUUUGAAUCCUUUGAUGAUUUUAAUCUUCAUUCCGUUGUACGAAGUUGCGUUUUAUCCGCUUCUCAACUUGUUGGGUGUCAAAAGACCUUUGCAGAAAUUGACUUUGGGAAUGGUUUUCGCAGCUGUAGCUUUCAUGAUCUCAUUUGGACUUGAAUGGGAGCUUAUGAAAACUUAUCCUGUCUUGCCAAAGUCAAAUGAAGGUCAUGUGAGACUUUAUAAUACGAUGCCAUGCAAUUACAAAGUCGAAGGUUAUGGAAAUGAAACUUUCGAUCUCAACAAAUUGAACUUAAGUCCAAACAUGAUAGCUGAAUCCAAUGAAAAAUUGACUUUAAAGUUCUCGACAACCACAAGCGGAUGCAAUUCCUUCUCCCAACAAAUCGUUUUCAACGAUCUCGAAGCACGCGGAUACUUUUUGACAGGAUCUCCAUCGAAUCCAUCGGUUGUAAAUUUCUUGGAUAAUCCCGACAAAACUAAAAAUGGCAAUCCUCGUCUUCGUCUCUUGUCAAAUGUUGCAAAAAAUCACGAAGUUGUCAUCGAGGGUGAACGUCGUGUCGAAUGGAAAGCCCAAAAUACCUCAAAUUUCGACGUUCCUAAAGGAGGAUAUGCAAUAAAAGUUAACGGAAAAGAAAUUGACUUCAUGGAUUUCAAAAUCGGAGGAGUUUAUGCCAUUUUACUUCUCGAAACGAACGGAAACGAAUUCGAAACGGAACUCGUAACAGUCUCAGAACCAAAUUCAAUUAGCAUCUUAUGGAUCAUCCCGCAAUAUUUUGUAAUGACAUUGGGCGAAGUCAUGUUUUCCGUUACGGGAAUUUCCUUUUCUUUCGACGAAGCACCGCAAAGUAUGAAAUCCGUACUGAACGGAUGUUGGCAAUUAACAAGCGCCUUUGGGAAUAUCAUUAUUGUGAUUAUCGCUGAAUUGCCGCUUUUUGGCGAACAGGUUUGGGAGUUUUUACUUUUUGCUGUGAUUAUGUUCAUCGACUCGGCCUUAUUUGCUUGGUUAGCUUAUCGUUACAAAUCGAUUCCUCAUGGAGAAGAAGAAACCGAAGAGCUCCAUGAAAAGAAGGAAAUUCAUGAAAACGCCGGUUUUGUUGAUAGUGACGACGCAGAUUCGCAAGAAACGACCAAAUUGUAG
Messenger RNA from Culicoides brevitarsis, 2106 nucleotides. Its product is annotated as peptide transporter family 1-like. Gene Ontology annotation, molecular function: dipeptide transmembrane transporter activity. Gene Ontology annotation, biological process: dipeptide import across plasma membrane. NCBI's taxonomy places the organism in Eukaryota, Metazoa, Arthropoda, Insecta, Diptera, Ceratopogonidae. The transcript is spliced from 4 exons. Gene Ontology annotation, cellular component: plasma membrane. The record is from RefSeq and is a predicted model, not a curated record. Bases 1 to 2106 code for a protein of 701 amino acids.